Messenger RNA from Entamoeba invadens IP1, 1053 nucleotides. RefSeq lists its product as hypothetical. NCBI's taxonomy places the organism in Eukaryota, Evosea, Mastigamoebida, Endamoebidae. The transcript has a single exon. The record is from RefSeq and is a predicted model, not a curated record. The coding region runs from base 1 to 1053 and encodes 350 amino acids.
AUGAGUGAUGAGUUUGUGAAACCGAUUCAUGUUGCUUUUAUAGGUGGCCAAUACGCAUACAUUCCGUACAAUGAUGUGAUUGAAUCUCUUCAAGUUUCAUUACGGAGUGUAUCUACAGAGAAGCCAGCGACUGGGACGUAUAACAUUCGAUCUGCCCAGCUUCAAACCAUUUUUGACAAUUUUUACACAUCCACUCUUUCCUCUUAUUCUCCUCUAAUCCAGACGUACUUUGCUUAUCGAUUCAUCGCGUUGGGAACUGUCGAAGAGAAGAAAAUAGGGACGAUGGUACUAGCGAAAAACCUCGAUGAGUUUACCGUUGACUUCAUCAUUGACUUUGAGCGCAUUUUUGAUAAUGACAUAACGACGUGGGAGAUAUGCGAUGGGUUUGCGACGCGAGUUCUUGGUCCUUUAAUCAAGAAGAGCGAUGACUUUGCGAUGAAGAUCUCUGUGUGGAAAGACUCGGGGAAAGUGUGGCGGAUGCGCGCGUCGUGUGUUACGUUUGUGUCUUUAGCCAAGGUAGGAGCGAUGACUACUUUAUCCUUUGAGAUCUGUGCCGCCUGUGUCAAAAGUUCGGAACGAUUUGUCCAACUUGGUGUUGGCUGUUUACUUCGAGAAAUGUCGCUCACCUUUUCCCCACAAGUCGUUCAAUUUAUAACGGAAAAUUAUCGCUUUUUCAGUCGAGAAGGCUUGAGAUAUUCGAUCGAUAAACUUGACACCGUUACGCGAAAACAAAUCUUAGCAAUGGGGAAGAAAAGAAAUAAUAAAGAAACUAUACCCGUCGUCUCUCAAUCUCAACAAAGAAAAGAAACUAAACCAAAACCAUUAGAAAAACAAAACGUGGUCCAGGUCCAAAACGUACAACAAGUCCAACCAAUUCAAAUGAAUUAUGGGUACCCACAGCCAGUCUAUUUGGUCAAUUAUUACCCAAAAGAUGAUAACAUCUAUGAGGUCCAACAAAUCCCACAACAAAUCCAAGAGCAACAACACGUUCUCAUCCCGAACUCGUGUCAAAAGCCAAUAUCCUCCAGUUCCGUCCAAAACUCCUCUGUGUAG